Molecule: messenger RNA, 945 nt
Organism: Marasmius oreades (fairy-ring Marasmius)
Lineage: Eukaryota; Fungi; Basidiomycota; Agaricomycetes; Agaricales; Marasmiaceae
Exons: 5
Coding region: 1-945 (314 amino acids)
Source: RefSeq, a predicted model, not a curated record
AUGCCCAGGCCGACCACUUCUCGUCAGAACCAGAACCAGAACCAGAACCAAUCAUCCGCAUCCCAACGUGCUACCCCCCUGGAGGGAAUUUCUCCAGAGGUCCUUGCGAUGGGCAAACUCAUCGCCACCAUGAAGGACACGGUCCACGCCCUUCAUGAACACUUUAAUAUACUCGGGAAAGAGAUGGAGCAGGUCGCCGAACUGGCACCCGCAGUAAAGGCAGCGGAACUGGUUGAUAAGAUCCGUGGAGAAAUACAGAAGCAAGUGAAAGAUCGAGAGGAGAAGAUAGCGGCCCUCAAACGCGAACUCGAGAGGCGCGUCGAGCAAGAGAUACGCGAAAAACUCUAUAAUGAGGCAAAGUCCACAAUCAAGGACGCUGUCCAACGAAGAGUUUCGGAGAAGGUUGGACGUUUGCUGGCCGACCAGGUUCCAAAUGAUUUACGCGUACAAGUCGCGGGACACAAACGGCAGAUAUUGGAAAUACAGACAAAUCUGCAUAAUACGGAGGCUCGCCGUUUCAAUUCCUCGUUGCAAUCGCCAACCGAUUCGUUUCGGCCAUUGCGACGUCCUGCUCUCCCGGAAUCAGUGGAAACACCUGCCACAGCUGUAGAGCCUCCAACGCCGUCGAAGAAGUUUCCUGAGAACUUGGGAAAAUUGUGGCUACUACCCCUUUCCGACCUCAAGUUGCUCGUGCAGGAAUAUGGCGUCGAUAUUCUCAAACCCCAGGAUGGUAGCAAAUCAAAGCUUGGUUCCCCAACGACCCCGGAUUCGGCUUCGACGCUCGUCGGCGAUGAAACAGAACUUUCCCGAGAAGAGAUGAUAAAUGCAUUUAUGACUCACAUCGGGGCUCCAUUCCGCGUAUUACCUGCCGCUUCAUCCCCAGUCGCAAAGAAACUAUCUUCGCCUCUUGUCACCAAGGUUAAUAACCGGCCGUGCUUCGCAUGA